AUGGGUGAGGAAAAAUUGAGCACGAAACAGCAAAAGGCUCUAUUGUUUAAAAAAUCGAAAGAGGAGAGGGAACAAGAAUUGGCUGCCAAAGCAGAGAAGAAGGAGAAGACCGAAAAGAAGGAAAAGAAAGAAAAGAAAGAUGUGAAAGAGGGUGAGGAAGAAUCUUCAAAGAGAAAAGCUGACGACAGUUCUGAAGCUGUCGAGGGAGAAGAGCAGCCAAAGAAGAAGAGGAAAACCAGAAGAGGCAAGAAGGGAAAGGGGGUGAAUGGCGGCAAGGGCCCUCGGUUCAUUCUUUUUGUGGGCAAUCUCCCAUACGACAUCAAGGAGCCAGAGUUGGUUGCUCAUUUUAAAAACGCCAAUCCUGACAGGAUCAGGAUCAGAAAGGAAAAGGGGAUAGCCUUUUUGGAGUUUGACAAUGACAACAGUGAAAUUCAGAGUAAGAUGGAACACGCACUUAGGAUGCACAAGCUGAUGAUCAGAAACCGAAAAAUCAACGUGGAGCUUACAGUUGGCGGAGGUGGCAACUCGGAAAACAGACAACAAAAAUUAAAGGAGAAGAACGAGAAGCUUGAAGAGGAGAGGAAGGAGAGAAUCAAGAAGCAGAAUGAAGCUCUCAGGAAAGAAAAGGGCGCACACGGUAACGAAGACGAGGUAGAGGGUGCUUCAGGGCAACCAGCCAUGCAUCCAGCGAGAGCAGCGCUUCUCAGGUCAUAG
Candidozyma auris is the source of this 714-nucleotide messenger RNA. RefSeq names its product Nop6p (gene NOP6). The record is from RefSeq and is a predicted model, not a curated record. Gene Ontology annotation, molecular function: RNA binding. Bases 1 to 714 code for a protein of 237 amino acids. Lineage: Eukaryota; Fungi; Ascomycota; Pichiomycetes; Serinales; Metschnikowiaceae. The transcript has a single exon.